GAUUCCUUCCGUCUCUCUCCCGUCUCCCACUGUCCCACUUUCCUUCGCCGCAGCAAUCAGCAGCUCCGCCGCGGCAGAGGGCGAUCUGGAAGUUUGAGGAAGCUUCCACAGAUACUGGAAGACGCCGCCGAUGGGCUCGAGGUCGCCCGGCGUCUCCUUCAAGCUCGUCCUACUCGGCGACGGACGAGUUGGGAAAACAUCUCUUGUGCUGCGGUAUGUGAAUAAUAUCUUCUCAGACAAGCAGGAAGCAACAGUUCAAGCCUCUUAUUUGACAAAGCGCCUUGUUGUUGAAGGUGUGCCUAUUACGCUCUCUAUAUGGGACACAGCUGGGCAAGAGAAGUUUCAUGCGCUAGGUCCUAUAUACUAUCGUGAUGCAGAUGCUGCUCUAUUAGUGUAUGACAUCACAGAUAGUGAUACUUUUGUUCGUGUCACGAAAUGGGUGAAAGAGCUCAAGCAAAUGGCAAGUAAAGAUAUUGUUAUGGCCAUUGCAGCAAAUAAAAGUGAUUUGGUCAGAUUGAAGAACAUAGAAACUCAAGAAGCAGUAAGCUAUGCUGAAAGUAUUGGGGCAAGUCUCUUUGUUACAUCUGCCAAAGCAGGGACUGGAAUUGAUGAUGUCUUCAGUGAUAUAGCCAAACGAUUAUUAGAGAAGAGAAAAAACAGCGCUGAUGGCUUGUCACCACCUCAGCCAAAGAAGGGAAUUCUGAUCGUCGAUGACGAGCCUGAAAAAGAACCUCCACCGAAGUGUUGCUCAUAGUGAUAUUUCAGUGAAAAUCUCGCAGGUAUAACAUUACAAAAACAUUAAUGCUAUUUGUAAAGGGACAACAUCAUACAUCAAUUCAGCGCUGGAUUAUUUGAGUUUUCGGGGCAGGUAUUGGGGUUGAGCUUUUAGGUCGUGUAAAUACUAUUAACCGUCAAUUGCUGUCAAUGUAACAUUUCAGUCACAAAUAAUAAACUUACACUUCUACAAA
This is a messenger RNA of Setaria italica (foxtail millet), 968 nucleotides long. RefSeq names its product ras-related protein Rab-21. Gene Ontology annotation, biological process: Rab protein signal transduction. The transcript is spliced from 6 exons. Bases 131 to 754 code for a protein of 207 amino acids. Gene Ontology annotation, molecular function: GTPase activity; GTP binding. The record is from RefSeq and is a predicted model, not a curated record. Lineage: Eukaryota; Viridiplantae; Streptophyta; Magnoliopsida; Poales; Poaceae.